Molecule: messenger RNA, 2997 nt
Organism: Cyclopterus lumpus (lumpfish)
Lineage: Eukaryota; Metazoa; Chordata; Actinopteri; Perciformes; Cyclopteridae
Gene: atf5b
Product: activating transcription factor 5b
Exons: 5
Coding region: 366-1964 (532 amino acids)
Biological process (GO): regulation of transcription by RNA polymerase II
Cellular component (GO): nucleus
Molecular function (GO): DNA-binding transcription activator activity, RNA polymerase II-specific; RNA polymerase II transcription regulatory region sequence-specific DNA binding
Source: RefSeq, a predicted model, not a curated record
AACAGGGCUGCAACUAAAGUUACACCUUCCAACUGCAACACGGUGUCCCUCCGCCGCGCGCUCGCGAGAAACUAGAGCCCGGCUUUACAACGGGAGCGAAUCCCUCCAACACUUCAAAAACAAACAAAAAAAGGUCUGUCGGUGGAAAUAGCGCCUCAUGAAGAGUCCCCUGGCCGCCGGAAGGGGCCGAGAGCACGGCCGUCUGCACCCAGCCACCGGCCGCCUCUGCCCGGGGAAGCUCCGCAGCUUUGCCCCCCUACGAGACUCUUCAGAAACUAUGGGGUCUUCAGGUGUUCACUCAAUUCUUUCAUCCGGCCAGUUCGCGCUUCGUGCUUUUGAACACUUUAAUCGGAGCAGACGACACGAUGGCGACAUCGAUCCUUCGCAGGAAAAUUCCCCCCGUUUCCACGGGCGAGCUCGGCGCUCCCCCCCUUCUCCGAUGGGCUAGCGGCAGCCAAUCGCGGCCCGGGUGGGGGGCGGAGCCAUCGGAGAGGCAGCGCUUAAUUGGUGAUGGUCACUCAGAUUGGAUGACGGAAAAAGUUGAUUUGUCUUCAUUUGUGUCGACGACCGAGUCUUCCCCCUGCUCGUCCCUCCCCCCCUCGCCGCUGGAACAGGAUGUCAAGGUGCCCUCGGAUCUGGAGGUCAUGACCUCUCUGCUGCAGGAGGAGCUGGCUCAGCUGGAGGACUACUUCCGCUCCGAGUCCACGUCCGCCGCCAACAAGUUGGAGAAACCCUCGAAAUGUGACAAGGGCGCCCAGGCCAUGGGCUCCCCGUCGUACUACCAGCUGCCCUACGGCUCGUACGGGACCGGCCAAUCGGAGAGCGGCCCCGUGGUGGUCACCCUGGCAACGGGGGAGCUGGACCUGGCCGGCUUCUGCGGCGGCCCCAUCGGCAGAACCAAGAUAGCGCGACCCGCGCCGUACAACUACCACCACCGCUACCACCACCACCACCACCACCACAACAACAACAACAGCCACAACAACAACAUCAACACCGGGCGGAGGAUCGUCAGCGAGGCGGCGAAAGUCGGCGAGGACGUCGGGCUCGACGCGUGGGGCCCGCGGGGGAGUUACUCGGGGAGCGCGGAGCCGUCGGCGACCCACUACUCCACGCUGAAGCCCGUGAGCAAGAUCGGCGUGAAGAAGGCGAGGGAGUGCGUGUCGCUGAAGGAGGAGGAGAGCUACUGCUUCUCCGAGGGCUUGUUCUGCAGCGAGGAGAUCGCGCGGGGCUUCUGCCUCGGCGCCGCCGGCGCCUACGACGGCCUCCACAAGCGGGGCGACGGUCAGCUGACGCACAACCCCAAGGUCAACGCGGGUUACGACGGCGCGCCGGAGGUCUUGCACUGCGGCAAGGACGCCGGACUUUCCGGGGGCGUCCCCCAAGAGACAAUGGCGGCCGGCGACGGCUACUUCCACCAACACCACCACCACCACCACCAGGCCGUGGCCGGCACGGAGCCUUACCACAGCUUUAUAGGGGACCUGGAGCCGCCGCCACAAGCACACGCCGUCGAGCCCCAGCACGGCCACUACCUCUACCCAGAAUGCCUUGCGGACCAAAGCUACGAAUGUCUGUCCAGAGGGGAGGGCGAGGGGACGCUGAUGGGCGCCCCCAUCCACCGCCCCACCCAGAGGCUAAAGGACGAGCCCUGCUGCGCCGCCAAGCCGCCGCUGGCGAUGGGCGGCGCCACUCCGCCGCAGGCCGCCACCGGAGAGAGGAAGCAGAAGAAGAGAGACCAGAACAAAACCGCUGCUCACAGUCCGUUGUGUUGCAGGUACCGGCUGCGAAAGAGGGCGGAGCUGGACCUUCUGGAGGAGGAGCUUCACGGCCUGGAGGGGCAGAACCGGGAGCUCCGCGACAAGGCGGAGUCGGUGGAGCGAGAGAUCCAGUACGUCAAAGACCUCCUGAUCGAGGUCUACAAGGCGCGCAGUCAGCGGCACAAACAGGACGGCAGUGCCUAAGAACAAGAACAACAACAACAACAACAACAAACUUCCAACCAGCACCGAGAGAGAAAAAACACAACAAAAAAAUUAAUCUACUGUUUUUCUUUGGAAUGAAAUGGUAGUUUGCAUGAUUUUGGUAGUUUUUAUUUAAUUUUUCUCAAGAGGAUGGGCCGAAAAACAAAACACACACACACACACACACGCACACACACACACACACACACACACACACACACCUUUUUCCUAAAGACCCAGACCCAGGGGACUCGUGGAGCUGGACUCGGCCGUCACACUGUGAUCAGACCUGAAGAGGAGGUCGUUUCUUCAUCAGUUUGUGCUCGUGGGUGUUUAUUUAUUUAUUUGUGUGUGUGUGUGUGUGACGCGCAUCGAAGCAGAAUUCGUGCUAAAUAUAUAUAUUUUAAUUUUAUAUUUUUUACUUUUUAUUUUUUAUUUAUUUUUAAAUAAUUUUUGCUUUCAACUGAAUUAAAGGAAUUGCUGCGAGGAAUAAAAAGUGUGUAACGUGCUCUACAGAUAUUCAUCACCAGAGACAUGUGUAUUGCUAAAGAUAUGUAUUUACACCCCCCCCCCCCCCCCCCCCCACACACACACACACUGCAUGUUUGAUUUUGGGGAUAACGAGCAUGUGUUUUCUGAAGGCGAUGUUCUGUUGACUGCAUGGCUUCAUGACCUCCACUCUAUUCUUCUCUCCGGUGUGGUUCACGCUCAGGAUUUAUUUAUUUUAAUUUUAAUCUGAGAAACACAGAAAAAAAAUCACUGGCUUUAAAAAAAAUAAUAUUUAAAUAUUUUUUUCUUUUCUCUUCUCUCGGCUGUAUCUUUUGCGAAAACAAACAAUCACUUGUUGACGCGACAAUAAAUCGUUGUUGGGUAAACGGUACGACUUCACGGGAAUUUGUAUUUUUAUUAAUUUUUUUUUUCUCUCAAAUUUAUAAAUUUGAUGUAUUUUGAAAUUCAGGAAUCAAUGUCAGGAAAUUAAACAUCAGGUAAAAAAAAAUUACAGCCAAAUAAAAACCUGUCAUGUAGAAUCGAU